CCUUGAACCUCUACAUGACAACUCUCCAUCGCGAGUGAGGAUCUUCGCGUAUGGAGAACGAAUCGACGUUCGUCGCACCAGAGGGCGUGUACACCGUGACGGAGGAACACAAGCCUUCCGUGCUUCCCCACUUCGGAGCCUCGCCCGCGCUGUUUCCCACUCGUGUCUCGACCAUCUCGAUCAAAUUUCCGCCUGUGAAAAGCGGCGGAGGACCCGGCUUUGCGCAGCUACUAGGAGGAGGGAACAAAGACUCGAAGAAGGACAAGGAGAAGCAGGAUAAGGAUAGAGGCAAGGAUGUGGUGAAGGAUAAGGAUGAUGGAAUCAGUCUCUCCAGCAGCGAUUCUCCCGACGAGGAUGCGUCUGGGGCACAGGAGAAUAUACCGCCGACGACACGAGAGCACACUCUGUUUGCGGGUCCCUCAGCAGCGGCGCCGGGGAAAAAGAAGGCCGUCGCUAGGCCUAAACACAAUAUGCGUACGACAUCCUCGACGUUCAUCACCCGUAUACAGAAUGCGGAAGGUCUCCCUCGGCUGUUGCAAUCCAAGUCAGGCGAUGUGACGUUCAUGUUUUAUAACGUGUCCAAGAAUUUCAUCUGGAUUGAGGCUGCGUCCAAAACCAAAGAACCACUGGCUCGCAUGACGUUUGCGGCGUACCCAACUUGCCACGAUAUCAACUUGCUGAGCUCAACGCCUGACCGGCUGGAUGUUAUCAUUGGGUUCCAUACUGGGGAUCUGGUUUGGCUAGGUGCCAACCCCACCGUGUCUCGUUACACUCGAUUGAACAAACAGGGCAGCAUUUCAAGCUCUCCGUGCUCUGCUGUACGAUGGGUUCCGGGCUCUGCGAACCUGUUUCUCGUCGCACAUGCCGACGGGACAAUUAUUGUCUACGACAAAGGGCGAGAAGAUGGGACCUUUUCCCCGCAGGAGGUCGUUGAUUGGGAUCCCAUCGACAGCAUCUUCAUAACAAUACCUCCCUGGCAUCCAGUCUCGGGGACAGUGCCCGGUGCUCCCAAGGGAGAGAAGGUCGCAAAAAACCCUGUCAGCCAUUGGCGCGUCUCGCGGCGUGCAGUUGUUGAUUUCGUGUUUUCUCCUGAUGUCAAGUACGUCGCAGCCAUAUCUGAGGAUGGGUGCCUCCGGGUCAUCGAUGCUUUGGCAGAGCAGCUGGUUGACUGCUAUGCAUCCUAUUUCGGUGCGCUGACUUGUGUUGCAUGGUCACCGGAUGGACGGUUCAUCUUGACCGGCGGUCAAGACGAUCUGCUGACCAUCUUUUCUCCUUGGGAGCAACGCGUCAUCGCGCGAUGUCAAGGUCACUCCUCAUUUGUGUCUGCGGUGGCUUUCGACGAACUGCGCUGUGACGGUCGCACAUAUCGUUUCGGGAGUGUGGGCGAAGACAACAAACUCAUACUCUGGGAUUUCUCCAGCGGAGCACUCCACCGCCCCAAGUUCCAGCCAACCCAUCAGCAGCGCAUGUCGAUGGCCUCGACCGUGUCACUUGCGUUGCGGCGAGAUCGUUCCACGAUUUUUCUUCCGACUGGCGAAGAGACCCCGUUUCCGCGAUAUCAUCCGGCUCCAUCUCGGAACGAAAUCGCGGUAGUGCAGCCUUGUUUGAUCAAGCCUGUUGACAGCGACAUCCUUGCGACUGUGGUCUUUCUUCCACGGUCAAUACUUACAUCCACCCGCGCAGGACUGAUCAAACUGUGGAUCCGGCCACUAGCGCUAAGACCACGAGUGAAGCGGCAGCCCAUCGACGUAGACGUGUUAUAAUGCAUGUCGCUUGGAUAUAAGUUAUUUUUAACAUCUAGAGCUUGUGGAUCUCUGUACACUUUUGCUUUCAUUCUUCUUUUCGAACGA
Mycena citricolor is the source of this 1850-nucleotide messenger RNA. Lineage: Eukaryota; Fungi; Basidiomycota; Agaricomycetes; Agaricales; Mycenaceae. The record is from the annotation of a GenBank genome assembly.